AUGAAAACAGCUGUGGCCAAAGAUGUACCCACAAGAUACUAUCUGCUAUCAGUAGAUAGUAGAAAUUCAGAAAAGCCGCUGCCGCCAGAAAGCAUGGAGGAUGGGAAACUCUGGGAUCCCCCGUCAGACACAAGCAGCACCCCAAAAGAUCACAAAAGAACCCAUGAAUGCUCAGAGUGUGGGAAAUUUUUUAGUCUCCACUCCCUCCUUUUGACCCACAGGAAGGUCCAUGUGGGAAGUGGAUCCAGUCAAGGUUUGGAGGGUGAGAAAUCUUUCUCUGGGAAAAACUCCAAAGAUCUCAGGAGCCCCCCAACUCUAAAACCCUAUAAAUGUGAGGAAUGUGACUUAUGCUUUCGGCAAAAGUCAUACCUUCGUGCACAUCAGAAAAUCCAUACUGGAGAGAAACCUCAUCAAUGUCUGGAAUGUGGGAAAUUUUUCCGUAAAAAAGCCUAUCUCAGAAGGCACGAGAGCAUUCACAUAGAGGAGAAAACUUACAAGUGCUGGGAAUGUGGGAAGAGCUAUUCUCAGGAGUCAUGUCUUUGGCGUCAUAAGAAGAUUCAUUUGGGAAUAAAGCCUUACAAGUGCUUUGAAUGUGGGAAUGGUUUUACCCGGGGUUCAUCUCUUCGCAGUCAUUUGAAAAUACACACAGGGGAGAAAAACGAAAAGUGCCACGAAUGUGGGAAAUGUUUUAUCCAGAAAUCAUCCCUGAUGCGACAUCAGAGAAUUCACACCGGAGAGAAACCCUAUGAAUGCCCAGAAUGUGAGAGACGAUUUGUGGAUUCUUCUGACCUUCGGAGACACCAGAAGAAGCACGAGGGGGGGAAAGCCCAUCGAUGCGGGGAGUGUGGGAAAAGUUAUUUUACACAACGAGAGGUCCAGGUUCAUGAGAGAAGCCACAUGGGGGAGAAGAUAUUCAAAUGUGGAAAGUGCGGGAAGAGUUAUCUUACACAAGGAGAGAUCCAGGUUCAUGAGAGAAGCCACACCAGGGAGAAGGCAUUCAGAUGUGAGGAGUGUGGGAAAUGUUUCUUCCGAAAACACCACCUGGUAAGGCAUCAUAAAACCCACACAGGGGAGAAGCCAUAUCAAUGCAAUGAGUGUGAUAUAUGUUUUUCACGGAAAUAUUCUCUUGUGAUGCAUCAACGAAUCCACACUGGGGAAAAAAUGUCUGCAGUGUGGGAAAUAUUUUUCCCAACCUUCAGCACUUCGCAUUAUGAAGUGCUCAUUAUAGAGGGUCACACAACCAGUGACCAGUCUAAGAUCUGGAGAUAUCUGAAUUUUAAAAAAAUCCCAAUUGCGGGAAUGGAUGAGAAAAUCAGAGCGAGGCAGCAGCUGCCAAAAAGGAUGGAGGGAGGGAAACCCCCGGAUCCCCCAUCAGACACAAGCAACACUCCAAGUAACCAAGGAACCCAGGAACACCCAGAGGGUUGGAUAUCCUUCCCUCUCUGCUGCAUCGUUUUGACCCACCAGAAGGUCCAUGUGGGAAGCGGAUCCAGUCAAGGUUUGGAGAACGUGGAAUCCUCCUCUGGGAAAGAAGCCGAAGGUCUCAGAAGCCCCCCAGAACCAAAACCUUAUAAAUGUGAGGAAUGUGACUUACCCUUUGAUCAAAUGUCAAAGCUUCUGAGACACCAGAGAAUCCACACCGAAGAGAAACCUUAUCAGUGUCUGGAAUGUGGGAAACGUUUCCGUGGAAAAGGCAGCCUCAGAAGCCACGAGAGGAUUCACACAGGGGAGAAACCUUACAAGUGUUGGGAAUGUGAGAAGAGCUUUUGUCAGGAGGCAAGCCUUAGGGCCCAUGAGAAGAUUCAUUUGGGAAUCAAAUCUUACAAAUGCUUUGAUUGUGGAAAACGUUUCACCUUGCGUCAGUCUCUUUACAGUCAUGAGAAAAGACACAAAGGGGAGAAAAACGAAAAGUGCCUCGAAUGUGGGAAAUGUUUUAUCUUUAAAUCAAGCCUGGUGCAACAUCAGAGACGUCACACUGGAGAGAGACCCUAUGAAUGCGAAGAAUGUGAGAGAAGAUUUAUGGAUCCUUCUGAGUUCCGGAUACACCAGAGGAGGCACAAAGGAGAAAAACCCUAUGAAUGUGGGGAGUGUGGGAAAAGUUUCCUUACACGAACAGAGAUCCGGAAUCAUGAGACAAUCCACACGGGAGAGAAGCCAUUCAAAUGUGAAGAGUGUGGGAAAUGUUUCUCCAUAAAACAACAACUUAAAACCCAUCAGAGGAUCCACACAGGAGAGAAGCCCUACAAAUGCGGAGAAUGUGGAAGAUGCUUUCGACACGUGGGAGACCUUUCGAUACAUCAUAGGACCCACACAGGGGAGAAGCCAUAUCAAUGCAACGAAUGUGGAAAGUUUUAUAGUACCACAUCAGCCCUUGGAACGCAUAGGAAAAUUCACACGGGGGAAAAAAACUUCAAAUGUUUGGAAUGCGGCAAAGCAUUUAUUCAGUCAGGCUCCCUGAUACGUCACAGCCGAAUCCAUACAGGAGAGAAGCCCUAUAAAUGCUCAGAGUGUAAUAAAUGUUUUUCUCAGAAAGUUGCUCUUUUAAAGCAUCAGAGAAUCCAUACCGCAGAACAACCACACAAUGAGGAUGAAGACAAUUAAUCAGUGGAACAGUUUGCCUCCAGAAGUUGUGAAUGCCCCAACAUUGGAAGUCUUU
Molecule: messenger RNA, 2656 nt
Organism: Thamnophis elegans (Western terrestrial garter snake)
Lineage: Eukaryota; Metazoa; Chordata; Lepidosauria; Squamata; Natricidae
Product: zinc finger protein 850-like
Exons: 3
Coding region: 1-2601 (866 amino acids)
Source: RefSeq, a predicted model, not a curated record